Messenger RNA from Misgurnus anguillicaudatus (oriental weatherfish), 4523 nucleotides. The record is from RefSeq and is a predicted model, not a curated record. Lineage: Eukaryota; Metazoa; Chordata; Actinopteri; Cypriniformes; Cobitidae.
UAUCUGCCUCUUUCUACAGAUGAAAAGAAGAGCAGAACUUCCUUAAAUUACUCAUUACUAUAAGGAGAAGGGGGACCAACAUCUCGAAAAUGAGUCUUAAAAGGAAAACCAUCUCAGCUUCUCCAGAACCUAGCUGUGUGUCUAUGAAGAGUGAAAACUCCCUUCAUCAACCGCCUGGUUUCAGCGAUGAAGCAGUGACCUCUGACCUCAGGCAGCUCUACACAGAACCAAACUUGCUGAAUGAAUCUGAAGACCUGCAUCAGAAUUCUCAUAAACCAGUAGAUGAUGUCCUGCAGAGAGUCAAAGACAAACACAAAACCAUCAUGAAGAACAAAUAUGAGAGUUUAUUUGAGGGAAUCAAACAACAAGAGAAUCAAACCCUCCUAAAGAGGAUUUACACACAACUGUACAUCAUAGAGGGAGAAAGUGAAGGAGUGAAUGAAGAACAUGAGAUUUUACACAUGGAGAAAAACACCAGAACACAACACUUACAAGACACAACACUCUACUGCAAUGACAUCUUUAUACCCUUACCUGAACCAGAACAUAAAACAAAGAAAAGAAAAGACAAAAUCAAGAGCGUUCUUACUAAAGGCAUCGCUGGAAUUGGAAAAACCGUCUCUGUACAGAAGUUCAUUCUGGAUUGGGCCGAGGGAACAGCCAAUCAGGAUGUAGAUUUCAUGUUUGUGCUUCCAUUUCGAGAGCUGAACUUGAUUCAAGAUGAUCACUACAGUCUUCACAAACUUCUGCUUGACUUUCAUCCUGAACUUCAAGAUCUGGACCCAAAGAUUUAUGAUGAGUGUAAAAUUGUGUUCAUCUUUGAUGGCCUGGAUGAAAACAGAAUGACGCUGAUGUUUUCAGAUGCUGAGAAAGUUUCUGAUGGGACAGAUACUUCAUCAGUGCCUGUGUUGAUAUCAAAUCUCAUGAAAGGAGAUCUACUUCCCUCUGCUCUCAUCUGGAUCACCUCCAGACCAGCAGCAGCCAAUCAGAUCCCAUCUAAAUACAUCAACCGUUUGACAGAAAUCCAGGGAUUCAAUGACGCUCAGAAGGAGGAAUAUUUCAGGAAGAGCAUCAGUGAUGAACAUCAAGCCAGCAGAAUCAUCUCACACAUUAGAAGAUCAAGAAGUCUCCACAUCAUGUGUCACAUACCAGUCUUCUGUUGGAUCUCAUCCACUGUGCUUCAAAACAUCCUGAAACAAGACAAUGAGAGAGCAGAAAUCCCAAAAACUCUCACUGAAAUGUACAUCCACUUCCUGCUGAUUCAGAUGAACAUGAAGAAUGAGAAGUAUGAUGAGAGAGAUCCAGAGAAACUCUUGCAGUCUAACAAAGAAAUGAUUGUCAAACUGUCUAAACUGGCUUUUGAACAGCUGAUGAAGGGUAAUGUGAUGUUUUAUGAGGAGGAGAUGAGAGAGUCUGGCAUAGACAUCACUGACGCCUCAGUGUAUUCUGGGAUCUGUACUGAGAUCUUAAGGGAGGAAUCUGGGAUACAUCAGAGGAAAAUCUACUGCUUCAUACAUCUCAGCUUUCAGGAGUUUCUUGCUGCUCUUUAUGUGUUUCACUAUCACAUGAGUACAACAAUGGAGACUCUGAAACAUUUUGCUUCAAUACAGAACUUGCUUAAAGGUGCCGUAGAUAAAGCUCUUCAGAGUAAAACAGGACAUCUGGAUCUUUUCCUGCGAUUCCUGCUGGGCAUCUCACUGGAGUCCAAUCAUAGACUCUUACAGGAUCUACUGACACACACAAAGAACAGUUUAGAGACCAUCGGAGAAGUCACACAGUACAUUAAGGAUAAAAUUAAACAUGAUCAUCUAUCAACUGACAGAUCUAUCAAUCUGUUUCUGUGUCUUCUCGAAGUGAAUGAUCAGACUCUGUACAGAGAGAUUGAGAAGUUUGUGAGAUCAGACAAACAAUCAGAGAAGAAACUCUCUGCUGCUCACUGUUCAGCAAUAGCCUACAUGCUUCAGAUGUCAGAGGAGGUGCUGGAUGAGCUGAAUCUGAAGAAAUAUAACACAACACAGGAGGGGAGAAGAAGACUCAUACCAGCUGUCAGCAAUUGCACAAGAGCUAUACUUGCUGACUGUAAUCUGACUGCUGAGUGUUGUGAAAGUUUAUCUUCAUGUCUACAAUCCUCAUCUUGUCUUCUGAGAGAUCUGGACCUAAGUAACAAUGACCUGCAGGAUUCAGGAGUGAAGCUCAUCGCUGAUGCUCUUAAGAGUCCAGACUGUAAACUAGAGAUACUGAGAUUGUCUGGUUGUAUGGUGACAGAUGAAGGUUGUUGUUAUUUGGCUUCAGCUCUGAGUUCAAACCCAUCAUCACACCUGAGAGAGCUGGAUCUGAGCUACAAUCACCCACAACACUCAGGACUUCAGAUGCUCUCUCAGAGACUUAAUGAUCCCAAGUGUACACUCGAGAAACUAAACACUCACGCAGCGCCACUGUAGUGAUGCUCACUUAUGUGGAAUCAGUCCAAUGGAAAGGACAAAUGUCAUAGUUGGGAUGGUGUAGGACCCAGGAAGCUUUAAAAGACCAUCCGUCAAAGCCAGCUUUAGCUUCUGUACCUUAAAGCUGUAGUCUACAAUGUUGAAAAUUGGUCGAGAAAGUUUGAGACUGUUGGGAAGUUUUAAAAAACUCAUCCCGUCCCUCCACACACACCCCUCCCACUGGGAAACGACCUGAACAACGUCACUCAGUCAAGCUAUGGUAGUAAACAUCGGAACAGAGAUUUACCGAGAUUUAGCUAAAAGCAGUGAACACAUAAAGCCUUGAAGAAAUGAACACUUACAAUUAUGACUGAUUGACGUUAUUUACUUUCACAACAACGUUUAGCAUACGUUGGCCUCGUUUCCCCUGGUCAAAAGUGCUAACGUUACCUAGCACAUUAAUUGCACAAUAAUUAUUAGUUAGUAUUGCUAAGGUUUUGAGUAAUUGUUUUAGCAGCACACAGCGCAUCUUGUUCAAAUUCCGAUCGGCUCGAACAGAAACCCGCUAGGCCUAUUGAAAUAUAUUCAAGCACUUCAAGAAAUAUAAUUACUUUGACCCGUGAUAGGCGAUGCUAAACGGCUAACAUUCCAAUGCCAACCGGCAGCAUGAGCACGUUGUCAGACUGAUAAAAAGAUAUUUAUGUAACCCCUCACAUCAUAAAAGUAUAAAUAAAUGCUAACCUGCUCAACAAAAAGUCUGAUGCAAAGAAGCUGUUGCUACUUUGCUAGCUACCAUACACUGUCAGAAAUUUCAUGUCGCAGGAAGGGGGCGGGGUGGGGUGCGAUGGGGUGGAGACGCGAGCGCAAGGUGGAGUUUCAAGUGGAGCGGGGAUUGGAUGAGAGCAGUUGACCAAUGUAAGCUUAUUGUUAGGAUUUUACCGUAGAACCAUAACCAGCAUCUAAACGAGGUUAUUAAUAAUGAACAAUCUUUGAAAUCGUAGACCAUAGCUUUAAGCAAGUGCAUUAUGUGUAUGUUGGUCCAGUGGUUUGGGAGAGGAGCUUGUGCAGAAACGCAUCACAGGUGGAUCUCACCUUUUCUACCCUCUCCCAUGGUUACAGCACACUGUCUUUGGAUUCGGAAGCUCGCAACAUGGCUUCUUCUGACUAGAGCAGGAGCCAUGCUUUACAUCUGUCCUCCUCUAAGGAGGUGGACGUGAUGAGUGUUAAGCAGGUGGGGAUACAAGCUUUAUAUUUCUGGGGCAAAGCAUGCACACUUAGCUCUUGAGAGGGCUGAUUGUGUGAGGUUGCCGGUUCACGUACUGUGGUCCCGCUGUUCAUCCUCCGAGGAGAAGCCUGUGCAUUACCCAUGGCUCCGGCCCCGAUGCUGCCAAGACUGCAUGGAAUUUGCAGUUGGCGAGGUUGCAAAUGGAUAUCGCAAAGAGGUUUGAGACAGGUUCAUCCUCAUCUCUGCCUUCAUUAGUGGCAUCCAGCACUCUUCACCUUUCAAGAGAGCUGCUUUUGAGCAAUGUUCGCAUGCUUCACGGCUCAAAGCCUGUGCCCGCUGAGGCGGUGUGACAUGUUUGGUGGCGGGGCUCGCAGAUGGAGUUAGUUGAAGCACUUGAGAUGGCUUCAGCUUCUUAUCAACCCUCUGUCUCUGCUGCAUCCAGGAGAGAUUUGGGAGUCUGCAUGUUGACCCCUCCUGCCCUGACCGGUUGCAUCAUUGUUUGACAAGUCAGACAAUGUUUGCGUGUCUCGCGGUUUAAGACCCAAGUCUUCGAUGACAAAGGCAGAUGAACAUCUCUUUAUGUCUUAUAUUCUGGGUGAAAUGGAUAUUGCUUUUAUCUUUUAAAAUCACCUGUGUUAAAAACUUUUUGUACCCUCUCUAUGUGGACAGAGCCUGGUUCUCACCUUGGGUCCCAUUUUUGCAUGUCAUGGUCACAAGGUUUUGACGAUGAAUGCCUAAACUCACAGGCUCGUGGAGACGCCUGUGUUGCUGCCUCUUCUGUCUGGAGCGACACACAUUGUCAGCCUCAGGAAACCAAUUUGAUUUUCCUGCUGUUACAAGCACAUCAUUUUUUCAGCAGAUGAGUUUCUUAAAGAGCC